Lathyrus sativus (Indian pea) is the source of this 1791-nucleotide messenger RNA. The record is from the annotation of a GenBank genome assembly. Lineage: Eukaryota; Viridiplantae; Streptophyta; Magnoliopsida; Fabales; Fabaceae.
AUGAUUUUUCCUAACUCUAUGGAAGCUUGGAUUAAAGCUUCUUAUGUUGUUUUUGCAUUUUUCUCUGCUUUAGUCCUUGGUGCCAUAAAAGGCUUUAUAGUGGGUCCUGUUGCUGCUCUUAUACUGAUUAUAGGAAAUAUUGGUGUGAUUUUGGGGUUGUUUCCUGCACACGUGGCUUGGACUGUUUAUACCCUUAUCAAGAUUCAAAUGUUUGAUGCAGCUUUGAAAGUUGCCGUUUUGAUUGGUUUGCCUGUUUUGUUUGGGUUGUGGUUGGGUUUAGGUAUAGUUGGUAGUGUUCUUGUUGCUAUUGGGUAUGGCUUUUUUACUCCUUGGGUUUCAACUUUUGAGGCCUUUAGAUAUGACAAUGAGUCAAAGAAGUUCAUGCAUUGUAUUGUGGAUGGAACCUUGGGAACUAUAAAAGGCAGUUGCACUGUGGUUAGAGAUUUUGCAGAUUUAUGUUACCAUUCAUAUCCAUGUUACUUGAAAGAACUACGCGAAUCACCUUGUUCAGAUGAGUGUAAGACACUAAGGUUAAUUCAUGUUCCUGGAUUUGUCAUUGUAGGGAUAGUGGGAAUAAUUGUCGAGGUUCCUCUUUUCACUGCAAUUGCAAUAGCUAAGAGUCCCUACCUAUUAUUCAAGGGAUGGUACAGACUUCUGCAUGAUUUAAUUAGCAGAGAAGGUCCAUUCCUUGAAACCGUUUGUGUUCCGAUUGCUGGUUUGACAAUAUUUGUGUGGCCUCUUGUUGUCAUUGCAAGCAUUUUACUCGCUAUUUUCUCUAGCAUUUUUGUUGGACUAUAUGCCUCCAUUAUAGUAUAUCAGGAAAGAUCUUUUCGUCGAGGUUUAGCGUUUACAUUGGCAAUGGUUGCUGAGUUUGAUGAAUACACAAAUGAUUGGCUCUAUCUUAGAGAGGGGACAUUCUUUCCAAAGCCCCAAUAUCGAAAGAAAAUGGUUUCUCAAUCAUCCGAGUUUUCUACUCGAGGAAAUAGUGUAUCAGGUAACAGAUCAAAUACUACCACGGAACCGCCUGCAAUGUUUAUGCCAAGCUUAGCUCCGUCGAGAUCAGUUAGAGAGACCAUUCAAGAAGUUAAAAUGGUGCAGGUUUGGGGAGAUAUGAUGAGGUUAUGUGAGAUAAGAGGCAAAGAGUUAUUGGAUGCUAAUGUACUCACAACCGCUGAUCUUUACGAAUGGUUAAGAGGAAAGAAUAUUAACGAAGCCGCCAUAGUUGGAGUUGGAUUGCCUAGUUAUUCACUUUUACAGACACUUCUCUUUUCCAUCAAAGCCAACUCAAACGGUGUAUUGCUACUCGACGAUUUUGAGAUAACUCAUUUCAACAGACCAAAAGACAAGUUGUUGGAUUGGUUCUUCAAUCCGAUAAUGGUUUUGAAGGAACAGAUAAGGGUCAUCAAAUUAAUGGAAAGUGAAGUGAGAUACUUGGAAAAACUCGUUCUUUUCGGAGUUAAUAAACAAAGGUUCGAGGCUUGGGAUAAUGGCAGCUUAUUGGUUCCUGAUAGUCUUAGAGCUGCUCAAAUCGAAGGAAUUUCAAGAAGGAUGAUUGGAAUGAUAAGAGGUGCAUCAAAGCUUCCAACAUACAGAAGGAAGUUUCGGCAGGUUGUUAAGGCGCUUUUCGCGCAUUCAUUGGAAAAAGAUGCUUCAGAAAAGGCUUUAGUUACUCAUUCUUUGGGUGUAGAUGUUUCUGAAAAGUCUUUAGUGACUCGUUAUUUGGAAAAAGAUCCUUCAGGAAGAUCAAGUAGUAGGUCUAUAGUAUCAGUUCCAUCAGAUGAGAAUGUUUAA